This is a messenger RNA of Salvia hispanica, 3736 nucleotides long. Its product is annotated as polyprotein of EF-Ts, chloroplastic. Gene Ontology annotation, biological process: mitochondrial translational elongation. Gene Ontology annotation, molecular function: protein binding; translation elongation factor activity. The record is from RefSeq and is a predicted model, not a curated record. Lineage: Eukaryota; Viridiplantae; Streptophyta; Magnoliopsida; Lamiales; Lamiaceae.
AAAAAAAUCAAGAUAAGGAUUUUAAGCCUCACCUUUCGUUUCCAUCUUCACAGCAUAAUAACAACAGUGUGGAGCCACUGAUUUUGCCUUCACUCCAGUUUCAAGGGCUUAAUUCGCGAAAGCCCUUUUGCGUUUGGGUGAUGAAUUUGGAGAAUGAGUGUUUUUACUGGUGAUAACUCCCUCGUGCACUGCAAAAUGGCUUCUUUAACCCCGAGCUCCACAAACAUUUCACUCACUCAAGCUGUUGCCUUCACAAGAAAGAAGAGCAACAUCUUGUCCAGACGUAGCAUCUUGCGGAAUGUCAACAAACACACGUUGCCUCUCUCAACGUCGAUCAGAUUGUUUCCCCAGUUUCAUAUUGGGUGUGUACUAAGGCCCAAGCAGAGGACUCUUGCAGUAUAUGCUUCUGGUACAGAUGUUGCUGUGGAGGAAGCAGAUGUGUCUUCAGAAACCAGUGGGGAGUCAUCUGCUGUACCUGAAACAAGUCCUGUUAAGUCUCAACGUUCGAGGCCUGCUAGAAAGAGUGACAUGCCGCCUGUGAAGAAUGAGGAACUUAUUGCAGGAGCAACUUUUACUGGAAAAGUUAGAUCAAUCCAGCCAUUUGGUGCUUUCGUUGAUUUUGGCGCUUUUACUGAUGGGCUCAUUCAUGUCUCUCAAUUAAGUGAUAGCUAUGUGAAGGAUGUUGCUAGCGUAGUUUCUGUUGGGCAAGAGGUGACAGUGAGAUUAGUAGAGGCGAACUUGGAAACAGGCCGAAUAUCCUUGAGCAUGCGUGCAGAUGACUCCAGCAGGGCUCAACAGCAAAGAGAAUCUCCAGGUGGCGGCGAUAAAUCCAGACCUCCCAGACGGACUGGCCAAAAUUCCGAUCAGAGAAGAGAAGAUCCAAAGAAGUUCUCAAAGUUCGUCAAAGACCAAGAUCUGGAGGGAACCGUCAAAAAUCUAACUAGAUCUGGUGCUUUUAUAUCUCUUCCUGAGGAUGAGGAAGGAUUUCUGCCGCAGUCUGAGGAAAAUGACGGGGGGUUUGGGACCAUUAUGGGUGUCACUUCGUUGGAAAUAGGGCAAGAAGUCAGUGUCCGGGUUUUGCGUAUUUCUAGAGGGAAGGUAACAUUAACUAUGAAAAAAGAUGAAGAUGUUAAGGAGGUGGAUUCUAAGCUCCAGGGUAAGAUGCAUACAGCGACUAACCCUUUUGUCCUAGCUUUCCGUAGCAAUGAAGCCAUAACUUCCUUUUUAGACGAAAGGGAAAGUGAGAAGCAACAAGUUGAGGAAGCAGAAGAAAUUGCAAAGGGUACAGAUGAUGUUACUGACAAAGAAACACCAAACACAGCUGAUGAUAUAAAAGCAGAAGUUGAAGAGAAAAGUGAAGAAACAGACAGCUCCUCCGCCACAGGAGAUAAUGAAGUUACUGCAGCCAUCGAUCCUGAGGAAACUGAGGAAAUUGCAAAGGAUACAGAUGCUGUUGCUGACGAAGAAACACCAAACACAGCUGAUGAUAUAAAAGCAGAAGUCGAAGAGAAAAGUGAAGAAAUAGACAGCUCCUCCGCCACAGAAGAUAACGAAGUUACUGCAGCCAUCGAUCCUGAGGAAAUUGCAAAGGAUGCAGAUGAUGGAAGUUCACAUACUGAAGACCAAGUAACGGACGAACUUUCUCAAACUGAAACUAAAGAGGACAACGAUGGUGAGGUAUCUGGAGAAGAAUCUGUUGUUUCAUCCCAGAUUGUUGAAGAAGCUAAAGAGAGUAUGGUUGAUGAUGAAACUAUUAAAGAUGAGUUAGCUGAUUCGGAACAGCAACUAUCCGGUGAGUUGACUAAUCAGACUACACCUGAUGUUAAUGACGAAGAAACACCAAACGCAGCUGAUGAUAUAAAAGCAGAAGUCGAAGAGAAAAGUGAAGAAACAGACAGCUCUUCUGUCACACAAGAUAAUGAAGUUACUGCUGCCAUCGAUCCUGUGGGAAGUGACAGCUCAAGUGCAGAAACUGAGUCCGGGGAUCUUGAAGCCAAACCUGCAGAAAGUCCUAUCACCAUCAGUGACAAUCUUGGAGCCGAUAUAGCUGUGAAUGGUGUAGAAAACCAAGCAUCUGGUGAUUCUCAGCCAAAUGGAGAUGCCUCGAGUUCAAGUGAACAAAGUAGUAAUGAUUCGCCUAAAGAAGCCGUAGUAAAAGCUACUAUAUCACCAGCUCUGGUGAAGCAGUUGCGGGAGGAAACAGGCGCAGGAAUGAUGGACUGUAAAAGAGCUCUUUCCGAGGCCGGAGGAGACAUUGAAAAAGCCUACGAGUACCUCCGCAAGAAAGGUUUAGCUAGUGCUGAUAAGAAAUCCAGUAGAGCCACAGCUGAGGGAAGAAUCGGUUCAUACAUCCACGAUAGCAGGAUCGGUGUCCUGAUAGAGGUGAACUGUGAGACGGAUUUUGUUGCUCGAGGCGACAUUUUCAAAGAACUAGUUGAGGACUUGGCCAUGCAAGUUGCUGCAUGCCCUCAAGUACAGUAUCUUAGCCCAGAAGAUGUAUCGCAAGAGUUUGUUGAUAAGGAGAAAGAGAUAGAAAUGCAGAAGGAAGAUCUGCUGUCGAAGCCAGAGCAGAUUAGGUCGAAGAUUGUCGAGGGGCGGAUAAAGAAGAGGUUGGACGAGCUUGCGUUACUUGAGCAGCCGUUUAUUAAGGAUGACAAGGUAGCGGUGAAGGACUGGGUGAAGCAGACCAUUGCUACGAUAGGAGAGAAUAUUAAAGUCAAGAGGUUCAUCCGCUACAACCUCGGAGAAGGUUUAGAAAAGAAAAGCCAAGACUUUGCUGCAGAGGUUGCUGCCCAGACUGCAGCUAAACCAGUUUCAACUUCUGCAAAACCGGAGCCUGCUGCUGCUGAGACGAAAGAAACUGUACAGGAGCCUCCGAAGACUGCAGUUUCAGCUGCGUUGGUUAAACAAUUACGCGAGGAAACUGGAGCUGGAAUGAUGGACUGCAAGAAAGCUCUCUCGGAAACGGGGGGAGACCUUGAGAAGGCACACGAGUACCUGAGGAAGAAGGGGCUUGCAGCAGCCGACAAAAAGUCAAGCCGGAUUGCUGCUGAAGGCAGAAUCGGAUCCUACAUUCACGACUCCCGCAUUGGAGUUCUGAUUGAAGUGAACUGCGAAACUGACUUUGUUGGCAGGAGUGAAAAUUUCAAAGAAUUGGUCGAAGAUCUGGCGAUGCAAGUUGCGGCCUGCCCGCAGGUGCAGUACGUGUCGGUUGAGGACGUCCCAGAAAGCAUUGUGGCCAAGGAGAAGGAGCUGGAGAUGCAGAGAGAAGACCUUCAGUCCAAACCCGAGAGCAUACGAGAGAAGAUUGUCGAUGGAAGGAUCGCGAAGAGGCUCGGAGAGCUGGCUCUUCUCGAGCAAGCCUACAUUAAGAAUGACACGAUACUCGUGAAGGACCUGGUGAAGCAAACAGUUGCUACGCUCGGGGAGAACAUCAAAGUCAGGCGGUUCGCCCGUUUCACUCUUGGGGAGAUGCGUGAUGCAGUAGUCGAAGAGCAAGCGUGAGACGCGGGGGAGAAACGGCACCGGAUUAACAGAGAGCGGUUGAGUUUUCUCAGUAGAGCUAAACCAUCUCUACACUGCAGGUAUACUUGAUUCUUUUUGUUGGAUCAGAAAGCAUCUAAAAUGUCUGAAUUUGAGAGGGAGAAGGCAUUUUACCUUGAAUUUUCGUUGUGAAAGUACUAAAAUUUUGUAGAUUAUUUAUUUGAAGAAAUACAUAUCAUGCUAUUUUUUCAAA